GCCUAGACUUUGAUGUCUCAGCCCUAUGCACGUCCAGAACGUUUCGUACGAUAAACAUACUGAGACAUGCUCGCCUAUAGAACCCCAAGGGGAGCCGUCAGGUAAAGUUGGUAGCUGCAUGAUUCGAUAUGGUUCACUUCAACAAUGAGGUAGAGAUGCUACCCAAUAUGACUUUGCCUCCACAUGGAAGAGUCUCUCAAACUGCUUGUCGCCCUGCGUGGACCUCAGUUGGUAAUCAUUAUCGCUUUUUUCUUUCAAAUCGAGGUACCGGCAUGAUGGCCGAAUCGUCAUCACGAUCCUCCAGUGUAACCUCCCUCCCUGCGAUUCGAACAGCCCCCCGCGCCGAACAAAACCACCGUCACUUUGACCUUGAACGCGUCUUGCUUCCACCACACCUCAGUAAUUGCUAUGCGCUGAUAGCAAUAGUUUGCUGCAGACAAGUCACACGUGUGCACACCUUCACAACAAAUAAUACCGCCACGUUGAUGGUUCCGCGCCUGUUCCAUAAAGUGCCUUCCUUUGCUGCGAAACAUACUCCUCCCUCUACAGCAGCACCACGACAGUCUUGCUGCUCCUGAAACUUACAUAUGUGUUCUAUUGAAGCCUACUCACAUCGCAACAAUGUGCAGAAGUCGCUACAAGUGUUGUGGCUGCUGUCGCGCAAGGUUUUACACAAUCUCAACGUGGGAGCUGGUACCUCUAAAGCAAACCGCUGCUAAUAC
Molecule: messenger RNA, 722 nt
Organism: Macroventuria anomochaeta
Lineage: Eukaryota; Fungi; Ascomycota; Dothideomycetes; Pleosporales; Didymellaceae
Exons: 2
Coding region: 129-578 (149 amino acids)
Source: RefSeq, a predicted model, not a curated record